Messenger RNA from Trichogramma pretiosum, 2455 nucleotides. It is a transcript of the gene Suv3, whose product is annotated as ATP-dependent RNA helicase SUV3 homolog, mitochondrial. Gene Ontology annotation, cellular component: mitochondrial degradosome. Lineage: Eukaryota; Metazoa; Arthropoda; Insecta; Hymenoptera; Trichogrammatidae. The coding region runs from base 169 to 2442 and encodes 757 amino acids. The transcript has a single exon. Gene Ontology annotation, molecular function: hydrolase activity, acting on acid anhydrides; RNA helicase activity; ATP binding. Gene Ontology annotation, biological process: mitochondrial RNA 3'-end processing; RNA catabolic process. The record is from RefSeq and is a predicted model, not a curated record.
GCGCGAGGCGAUUGCCUUUUUCUCGCGUGUUUACAGUUCGUACACGUGCGCGCGUGCAACUGUACGAGUUGCACUGAUAUAACUCUUUUUCUUUUUUUUUUUACAUAACGCGACCCAAUAAUUGUUUUUCGUACGAACUCAUGAAAAAUUAAUCACAACAAUCGUGAUAUGGCAUCAUCGAGAUUAUAUCAGUGCGUAACUCAGUGCAGGGCUCAACUAUUGUUUUCGUGUUUCAAAAAGCGCAAUGUCUUUCACGGCGGUCGGCUAUUUUGGAAGGACAGCGACAGUUCGUCGUACCCACUGACCCAGAUCCGAUCGCUGUCGUCGUCCUCGGGCACGGACGACAACGUCGGAGCCGAGCUCACGAGCAGUUUGAAGAAGGCCGACUUGCUGAAGACGUUGAACAUUUUCGUGCAGCGAAGAGAGGUCAAGGAGCUGGCCGCCGAGUACGGUCUCAACCAGAAUCUCUGGCAGCAGGCCUUCAAUAGUUUUCGCAAGUAUUGCGUCGAGGCGGAAUCGCUGCCGGUCGAUCUGCACGUCACGAUCAGCGACAUCAUACAGGGCGCCGGUAACAUCACCGACAUAUUUCCCUACUUCAUGCGUCACGCCAAAGAAAUUUUUCCCCACAUCGACUGUCUCGACGAUCUGAAGAAAAUCAGCGAUCUGAGGACGCCGGCCAAUUGGUAUCCCACCGCGAGGUCCAUCAAUCGAAAGAUCAUCUUUCACGCCGGACCCACGAACAGCGGCAAGACUUAUCACGCCCUGGAGAAAUUCAUCGGUGCGUCCAGCGGUGUUUAUUGUGGACCCUUGAAGCUGCUGGCCGCCGAGGUGUUCAACAAGUGCAACAGCAAGGGCACGCCUUGCGAUCUGAUUACCGGUGAGGAGAGAAAAUUGGUGAACGGCGAGGACAAUCGCUCGAAACAUGUGGCCUGCACCGUGGAAAUGAUGGAUCUGAACAAUCCAUGCGAGGUCGCGGUAAUCGACGAGAUUCAGUUGAUUCAAGAUUCCGGCAGAGGAUGGGCAUGGACCAGAGCUUUGCUGGGGGUUCCUGCGACCGAGAUACAUCUGUGCGGUGAAUCAGCUGCCAUUGACUUGGUGCAAGCUUUGUGUGGCACUACCGGUGAAACAGUGGAAGUCAGAAAAUAUAAUCGAUUGACAAAACUGGAAAUAGAAGACACAGCACUUUGCUCGUUGGCUAAAUGCGAACCGGGUGAUUGCAUAGUAUGUUUUAGUAAAAAUGAUAUUUAUGCAGUGUCACGUUAUCUUGAACAGCAAAACCAAGAAGUGGCUGUUAUAUAUGGCAGCUUACCACCUGCUACUAAACUUGCGCAAGCAGCAAAAUUCAAUGAUCCAAAUAGUUCUUGUAAAAUAUUAGUUGCUACUGAUGCCAUAGGAAUGGGACUGAAUUUACAUAUAAGAAGGAUAAUAUUCUAUUCUAUGAUCAAACCAUCUAUUAAUAAAAAAGGAGAGCGAGAGAUGGAUACUAUAUCAGUUUCUACAGCAUUACAAAUAGCAGGAAGGGCAGGAAGAUAUGGAACUCAAUGGGAGCAAGGCUUUGUCACUACUUUUAAACCAGAUGAUUUGGUAACUUUGAAAUACUUAUUGGGUCAACAGCCAGAAAUUAUAACACAAGCAGGGUUGCAUCCAACAGCUGAUCAAAUAGAAUUAUAUGCAUAUCAUUUACCAAAAGCAACUCUAUCGAAUCUUAUGGAUAUCUUUGUUUCACUAUGUACAGUGGAUGAUUCCAUGUAUUUUAUGUGUAAUGUUGAUGAUUUCAAAUAUUUAGCUGAUAUGAUUCAACAUGUUGCACUACCACUCAGAGCAAGAUAUGUAUUUUGCUGUGCACCUAUAAAUAGGAAGUACCCAUUUGUUUGUUCAAUGUUUCUGAAGUUUGCAAGACAAUUUUCUAAAAAUGAACCAAUAACAUACAGCUGGUUGUGUCAUCAUAUUGGAUGGCCUAUAGCUUUUCCAAAAAAUCUCAUAGAACUAAUGCACCUUGAAGCUGUAUUUGAUGUUCUAGACUUGUAUCUCUGGCUGGGUUACAGAUUUCCUGAUGUAUUUUGUGAAUCAGCUACUGUUCGAGAAAUGCAAAAAGAUUUGGAUGCAAUUAUUCAAAAAAGUAUACUCCAUAUAACGCAACUUCUCAAAGGUGGUGAUUUCAGUGCUCCAAGUUAUAUUAGUUCAGUGACUGAUGAGACAAAUCCUUAUCAUUUCAAUUCCCAAAAUAAUAACAAUAAUAAUAAUGGCAAUAACUUACCUCUAAAAGAAGGAAAAUUGACUGAAAGAUUAUUGUCACAGGGAUUACUUACACCAAGUAUGUUACAUGAACUGCAAAAAGAGUGGAGCCAAAAUACACAAGACCACAUGCCAAAACAAAAAUCUAAAAAUUCUAUCCAAAAUGACUACAGAUUAAGACGGAAGUUUGCAAGAAAACCAAAAUAGUGAUAUUUUAUCU